Molecule: messenger RNA, 276 nt
Organism: Colletotrichum chrysophilum
Lineage: Eukaryota; Fungi; Ascomycota; Sordariomycetes; Glomerellales; Glomerellaceae
Exons: 2
Coding region: 1-276 (91 amino acids)
Source: RefSeq, a predicted model, not a curated record
AUGUCUCACCACAACAACGACAGCCAAGUGACCUUCGUCAACAAGGACGCAAAUCAAGAGCCACCCAGCCAAUCGAAGGCGCCGAAGAAGAAGUCGCUAUACCAGCGCUUGACCGGCUCCCGGUCCGGCGAGAUCUCGGAGGAGGAUAUGCUGAAGUACACGGGGAAGAGCAAGGAGGAGUUGAAGGAGUGGGCCAAGGAUCGGCCUGAUGUUGGAAAGAACCAGGAGGCGGGGAGGGUGGACCAGCAGAAUGACGACAAGCUUCCGUUUAUGUAA